UCGCUCUCUUUACUCGUGAUUUGACAUGGGAACAAAGCCAGCCCACCAGUCGCCCACGCACACUCAUCAUUCACCUCUUCUUCCUCCUCCUCCUCCCCACCUUCUUCCCGUCCGUCCCAAAUAUCUAUCUCCGCCUCUUCUUUUCUCCAGGAGACGUCAAUCUCCCCUUCCUUUCUUAGGGUUUCUUUCUUGGCCAGCGGUCUCUUCUUUGAUCGCCGCCAUGGAGAGAUUCCGGGAACUUGGAGGAGGAGGGGGGAGCAGCAGCAGCAGCGCCGGCUCCAUGGCGUCCUUCUUGCACCUCCCGCUGCGCGCCGCGGCCUCGUCGCCCGAGCUGAUUCCACCGGCCGGCGGCGGCGCCGAGCACCAUGGAUCCCGGCUCGCGUUGCACCAGUUGCUGUCCAAUCCGCCGCCGUCGACGCCACAGCGCGGCCACCAUAAGGACGGGGAGAUCUCGCCGGGGCCGGACGCGGAGGCCGUCAAGGCCAAGAUCAUGGCGCACCCGCUGUACUCGCCUCUCCUCGCCUCCUACCUAGACUGCCACAAGGUCGGCGCCCCGCCGGACGUGCUGGACCGGCUCUCGGCCGUGGCGGCGAAGCAGCUGGACGCCGCCGCGGAACGCAGGCGGCACCGCGAGCCGCCGCGUGUCGACCCGGAGCUCGACCAGUUCAUGGAGGCUUACUGCAACAUGCUGGCCAAGUACCGGGAGGAGCUGGCGCGGCCGAUCUGGGAGGCCACCGAGUUCUUCAGGAGCGUCGAGACACAGCUCGAUUCCAUCACAGCAGACAGUAAUUGUGAAGGUGCCGGCUCGUCUGAGGAUGACCUGGACACGAGCUGCGCCGAAGAGAUCGACCCCAGCGCAGAGGACAGGGAGCUCAAGCACCAGCUUCUGCGCAAGUACGGCGGCUACGUGGGGAGCCUCCGGCAAGAGUUCUGCAAGCGGAGGAAGAAAGGGAAGCUCCCCAAGGAGGCCAGGCAGAAGCUGCUGCAGUGGUGGGAGCUGCACUGCAAGUGGCCGUACCCAUCCGUACGAGACGGAGAAGAUCGCGCUGGCGGAGUCGACGGGGCUGGACCAGAAGCAGAUCAACAACUGGUUCAUCAACCAGCGGAAGCGGCACUGGAAGCCGGCGGCGGAGGACAUGCCGUUCUCCAUGAUGGGCGGCGGCGGCUUCGACCACGACCCGCCGGGCGGAGGCGCCGCCGCGCCGUACAUGGUGGACCGGCCGCCGUUCAUGUUGGACGGCAUGUACCGGCUGGGUUCCUGAAGCCUCAAAUGAUCCCUAUAUAUGGUGGUGUCGUCGCCGGCUGCGUGCGUGACCGUUGACAGCAGACGCAGCAUGCAUGGGUUGGGGGUUUCUUCAGUGAAUACAUGUGAUAUAUUCCGUCAUCUGGGGUAACUAAAAUGGAGGUCGAGAUCAGAUCGAUGCAUAUUGUACGUACUAUACGUUUGUGCAUCGAUCGAUCGUUUCCGGAGUACUGGUGAAGAAAACAUUAUUUUGCUUGCGAGCUAAUGACAAGUCAAGUCAGAUCAGAUGUACCAUA
Brachypodium distachyon (stiff brome) is the source of this 1539-nucleotide messenger RNA. RefSeq names its product homeobox protein rough sheath 1. Gene Ontology annotation, molecular function: RNA polymerase II cis-regulatory region sequence-specific DNA binding; DNA-binding transcription factor activity, RNA polymerase II-specific. Bases 26 to 1321 code for a protein of 431 amino acids. The record is from RefSeq and is a predicted model, not a curated record. NCBI's taxonomy places the organism in Eukaryota, Viridiplantae, Streptophyta, Magnoliopsida, Poales, Poaceae. Gene Ontology annotation, cellular component: nucleus. Gene Ontology annotation, biological process: regulation of transcription by RNA polymerase II. The transcript has 5 exons.